Cadophora gregata is the source of this 1281-nucleotide messenger RNA. RefSeq lists its product as uncharacterized. The coding region runs from base 1 to 1281 and encodes 426 amino acids. The transcript has a single exon. The record is from RefSeq and is a predicted model, not a curated record. NCBI's taxonomy places the organism in Eukaryota, Fungi, Ascomycota, Leotiomycetes, Helotiales, Ploettnerulaceae.
AUGAGAGAACAACGCCUACCAACUGGAACAUCCGAUCCACUGACUUUCACAUGCACCUGUCCAGCAUCAAAAUCUCACGACGGGGUAGUCCUUCUCUUCUACCGAUAUUUCGGUGCGACUCCUUCCCUCCCAGCCUCAUACCAUGCUCUGGGAGCCGAUCCAUCCUCUCUCGCCUCAUUUCACACGACUCAUACCCAGAAGCUCAACAUAGGAGGUAAAAUCCGUAUAGCGAAAGAAGGAUUCAACAUCACCGUCGGCGGUACGAAAACUUCAAUCGAAGAAUACAUGCGAGAAUGCAUUUCACACUGGUCGUUUGCCGGACUGGAUCUCUCUACUCAAGAAACACAGAGUCAAUUCUUUAAGCCGACCACAGGAGGAUGUGCAUGUGUAUUUGGAGGUGCACCGGCCAGUGUCCGCGUGACGUCGGAGAUUACGCCAAUGGGAGUCACGAAUUAUAUCCCAGCUCAAUGGGAUCAGAUUGAGAGUCUCAGUCCGGAAGACUUUCAUGAGAGAUCUCACAAUGAUCCUGACACUAUCCUUCUCGAUGUUCGGAAUCACUAUGAAUCACGAAUCGGGUAUUUCAUGGACCCUAAGACAGGCGAGGCUGCUUUGAGACCACCGAUUCGAAGAUUCUCGCAAUGGCCACAGUAUGUAAAGAGGCAAAUGAGUGGCUCUCCGGCGAGGAAGGCAGCUGGAACGAGACAGAUCAUGACUUACUGCACGGGUGGAAUCAGGUGUGAGAAGGGAGCAAGAUUUCUGCAGGAGAAUAUGGAGAAGAGCGAUGGCGAUCGGGUGUGCACGCUGAAGGGCGGGAUUGCUGCUUACUUGACAUGGAUGGAUGAGGAGAUCAGAUUAGGAAGAAAGAUUCCUGAGGAUUCGCUGUUCCGAGGAAGGAAUUACGUCUUUGAUGCGAGAGGCUCCACGGGGCUGGACUCAUCUGGAACUUCCGAUCCAGUAUCGAUAUGUCACAUGUGCCAAAUUCCCUGCGACACACUCAGCAAGUGUCGUUCCAAAGGCUGUCAUCUCGUUCUCGUGGUUUGUGACAGAUGCGAGUUGAGAGAUCUAAGAUGUUGUCAGAGCUGUCAAGAUUUUGAGAGGCAAGCUUUGAAUCUCGAACCAGAAAAGUCUGGCCCUAGAUCAAUUUGUGCUUGUGAGAGGGAAAGAGAGGCAGAACUUUGGGGACCGGAAGAGGAGAAGAUACAGAAGACUCAAGGAUGGAGGAAAGCCAAGAGGAGGCAAAACACCAAUGGCAUUAAUAUUCAAGUCAAGACCAUCGAUUGA